This is a messenger RNA of Falco peregrinus (peregrine falcon), 3126 nucleotides long. RefSeq names its product ATP binding cassette subfamily B member 7 (gene ABCB7). Gene Ontology annotation, cellular component: mitochondrial inner membrane. The coding region runs from base 23 to 2275 and encodes 750 amino acids. Gene Ontology annotation, molecular function: ATP binding; ABC-type transporter activity; ATP hydrolysis activity. The transcript has 16 exons. Gene Ontology annotation, biological process: intracellular iron ion homeostasis; transmembrane transport. NCBI's taxonomy places the organism in Eukaryota, Metazoa, Chordata, Aves, Falconiformes, Falconidae. The record is from RefSeq and is a predicted model, not a curated record.
CCUCUGCUCCGCCCCGCGCAAGAUGGCGCUGCUGGGGGCUCCGCGCAGCCUGGCGGCAGCCGGGUCCCUCAAGCGGCGGCUGCUGGCCUUCGCCCUGCUGCGGCCUCCGGCGGCCGCCGCCGCCUGCGCGCACGGCUGGCUGGCGGGGAGCGGGCGGCAGCGGGCCCCGGGAAGCGGCCAGAUUCCGCCAGUCUGCAAGCAAAGAUCAUGGCACAGUCUGCGAGGGGAUUAUUCAAGGCCGUUUUUAGAGGCUUCAGAGAUCCUCCCGAGGUGGCGACUGAUAGAAAAGAGAAUGUGUUGGCAUGGUCAUGCAGGUGGAGGGCUUCACACAGAUCCAAAGGAAGGGCUGAAAGAGAUAGAUGCCAAAAAGAUUAUCAGAGCAAUGUUGUCUUAUGUGUGGCCCAAAGACAGACCAGACCUGCGAGCCAGAGUAGCCAUAUCCCUGGGGUUUUUAGCGAGUGCAAAGGCCAUGAAUAUAUUGGUUCCUUUCAUGUUUAAAUAUGCAGUAGACAGCCUCAACCAGGUAUCUGGAAACAUACUCAGCCUCAGUGAUGCACCAAAUACAGUGGCAACUCUGGCAACUGCUGUUCUCAUUGGCUAUGGUAUCUCAAGAGCUGGGGCAGCGUUAUUUAAUGAAGCUAGAAAUGCAGUAUUUGGGAAAGUAGCUCAAAAUUCAAUCCGAAGGAUAGCAAAGAAUGUUUUUCUGCACCUUCAUAACCUGGAUUUGGCCUUCCAUCUAAGCAGGCAAACAGGAGCUCUGUCAAAAACCAUCGAUAGAGGAACAAGAGGCAUCAGUUUUGUUCUUAGUGCUUUAGUAUUUAACCUGGGACCUACAAUGUUUGAAGUGGCCCUAGUCAGUGGAAUUCUGUAUUACAAAUGUGGUGCAGAGUUUGCUUUAGUAACUCUGGGGACACUAGGAGCCUAUGCAGCAUUCACAAUAGGAGUUACACAGUGGAGGACUAAGUUUCGAAUAGAAAUGAACAAAGCAGAUAAUGAUGCGGGUAAUGCUGCAAUUGACUCGCUACUAAAUUAUGAGACCGUGAAGUAUUUCAAUAAUGAAAAAUAUGAAGCCCAGCGGUAUGACGAAUUCUUGAAGAUAUAUGAAAAUGCCUCCCUGAAGACUACCUCUACUUUAGCUCUCCUGAAUUUUGGACAGAGUGCUAUAUUUAGCAUUGGAUUAACGGCCAUUAUGGUGCUUGCCAGCCAGGGCAUUGUUGCAGGCAGCCUUUCUGUUGGAGAUCUAGUAAUGGUGAAUGGAUUGCUGUUCCAGCUUUCUCUUCCCCUAAACUUCCUGGGAACAGUAUACAGAGAGACAAGACAAGCACUAAUAGAUAUGAAUACCUUGUUUACACUUCUCAGUGUAGAUACCAAAAUUAAAGACAAAGAGCUGGCACCACCCCUGCAGAUCACACCACAGACUGCUGCCAUCACCUUUGAUAAUGUGCAUUUUGAAUACCUUGAGGGGCAGAAAGUCCUUGCUGGAGUGUCUUUUGAAGUCCCUGCAGGAAAGAAAGUGGCCAUUGUAGGAGGUAGUGGGUCAGGGAAAAGCACAAUUGUGAGAUUAUUAUUUCGUUUCUAUGAACCUCAGAAAGGAAACAUUUAUGUUGCUGGACAGAACAUACAAGACGUCAGUUUGGAAAGUCUGAGAAAGGCAAUAGGAGUUGUACCUCAGGAUGCUGUUCUAUUCCAUAAUACCAUCUAUUACAAUCUGCUCUAUGGCAAUACCGGUGCAACGCCAGAAGAGGUGUAUGCAGUAGCAAAGUUGGCAGGAAUCCACGAUGCUAUUCUUCGAAUGCCAAAUGGUUACAACACUCAGGUUGGUGAACGAGGACUCAAGCUCUCAGGAGGAGAAAAGCAAAGAGUCGCAAUUGCUAGAGCAAUGUUAAAGGAGCCACUUAUUUUUCUUUAUGAUGAAGCCACGUCAUCUUUAGAUUCAAUUACAGAAGAGAAUAUUCUCAGUGCCAUGAAGGACAUGGUGAAACACCGAACAUCAGUUUUCAUUGCUCACAGGUUGUCAACAGUAGUUGAUGCGGAUGAAAUUAUUGUGCUGGAUCAGGGCAAAGUUGUGGAGCGCGGUAGACACGCAGACCUCCUGGCAAGUCCUAACAAUCUCUAUUAUGAAAUGUGGCAUACACAGAGCAGCAAAGUGCUAAAUAGUCAUAACGAUCCACACUGGGAAGAGAAAAAUAAUCGGAUGUCCAAAGAGGAGGAAAGAAAGAAACUAGAAGAAGAAAUUAUCAAUAGUGUGAAAGGCUGUGGAAACUGUUCAUGCUAAGUAUGAGCCUGGAUUCAUCUUGUAUAAUAGGGUAAAAAUGCACAAGAUUACAAUGAGGUGCAGCUCUUGUUUUUAAGUCAACGUUCAAAAACUUUCCUGGGUUUUUCAGUUUUAGGGUUUUACAGUUUCUCAGAGGGACAUAAUUUCAACCAAAGGAGUUCUAUUUUUACAUCUUUAGAUAUCUCUGAUAUUCAAUGGUACCUGCAAGAGCUGAGCUUUUUCAGAAACUUUAAGAGUGUAACUUACGGCACUUUUUAGGCAUUGGUAAAUUCUUUGGGUAGUUGCUUGAGGUGGAUUAUUGAAUUGUAAACAGAUUUGUCCUGGAUUUACAAUAUGUCUCAUAAUGGUUGAUAAAUAUGUCAUGUUUUAAUUGUAAUUGGGCUAAUUUAAACUCAUUUGCUAGUGAGGAAGAUGCAAUUUAAUUUCUUCAGUGGUGUUCUGAUUUAAAGUGUUCUUCCUUGCAAAGAAUAAGAAAAGCCUCUGCAAAAUAUUAGAGGCUUGGAGUAGCAAACUAAAUAUUGGGAUUAUCCAUCUCACCCUUCACAAACACCUUUCACACUGGACUAUCAGGAAGUGUAUUGGUAUUAUUCUAAAAGAAAACUAACAGCAUUUUUAAGAGCUGGCAAAAAUCUGGAAUUGGCAAAAUAGUGUGACUUCACAGAAGACAUACGAAAUGUUGUAUGUAAAUACGAAGAAUUGGAAGUUUCCCUUAAAUGAAAAACUCUAUAGAGUUCAGGAUUCUGUGUCCCCAACAUCUGCUGCAGUAGUCAAAGCAGAAUGCAGUCAUUUUUUCUGUUUCAGUCAUGGUCUUAGGGAGCAAUUAAGAUUCAAUAAAGACUUCCAUAAAUUUC